AGCUGUUGAACUGUGAACACUUCUCUUAUUUAUAUACAGUCUGUGGUCUGACCGUUGAUGAACCUUUAUCCAAUGAAAGGUAAGCCCCUCCUCUUCUUAACGCUGAUUGGCCCAGACAGUAGCUCGUUUUUCCAGUAUCCAAUAGCAGGUCCAGCUCGCAUCACGUGGUUCUUUAGCAGCCGGAAAACCGGCAGUUAGCUUCAAAACAAUCCGAAAAAAAUCUUAAUUUUCUUUUUAUAUUUUCUUACUUUUACAUGUUUUAACAAUAUCUUUUUCCAACAUGUUUCAGGCUCUGAAAGGCGUCAGACACAUGUCUAGUGUUGUGAAACAAGCAGUUUCAGAGCUUUCUGUCCAGGUCCCAUGGGGAGAGAUCAGAGGGAAAGUCUGGGGUCCAGAUCACGGUCGUCCUGUGCUGUGCCUGCACGGCUGGGCCGACAACUGCGGCACGUUUAACACCCUCAUUCCCCUUCUACCCAAAGAGUGCAGAUAUGUGGCGGUGGACCUGGCGGGUCACGGUCUGUCGUCACAUCGUCCUGCUGGAGAGUUCUACGCCUUCCCUUCUUAUGUGAUGGACGUGCGCAGAGUUGUCGAUGCGCUGCAGUGGAGCAAGUUCUCCAUCAUAGGCCACAGUAUGGGUGGUAACGUUGCUGGAAUGUUCAGUGCGCUUUAUCCUGAGAUGGUGGAUGCUCUCGUACUGCUGGACUCAUUUGGAUUCUUGCCAACAGAUCCGAAAGGAAUGAUUAAAGCAGUGAGGCAGGGGAUGGAUCAGAUGAUUCAGUUUGAUAAAAAGACCGAAGAGGAGAAGAGAAGAGUUUACACUUACGAACAUGCAGUAAAGAGGCUGACGGCUGCAAACCCUACUCUGUCAGAACAAUCUCUGCAGAUCCUUUUAGAGCGAGGUUUAGUUCAGGUUGAAGGAGGUGUGGAGUUUACCCGAGACUUCCGCAUUAAUCUGAAAAAUAUUGUGCGCAUCAGUUUUGAGCAGAGUCUAGAAUUUCAGUCAAGGAUUCAAGCCGCAGUUCUAGUUAUUCUCGCAGAGGACGGCUUUGAGAAAAUGUAUAUUACAGAAGACCAAAGUGGAACUGCAUCAGCAAUCCUGCAGGCCUAUAGGGACAGAAAUCACACUGUGGUGACAGUACCCGGAGAUCAUCACGUCCAUCUGAAUGAUCCUCAGGUCGUCGCUCCACUUGUGUCUGACUUCCUGCAGGACAAAAUGUUGUCUCACUCAGUCAGACAAACAGAUAAACAGACCUCAAAGUUAUAGCAAACACACACAUGCACACCAGUUUCGCCUUAAGUUAUAUGACACUGCAACUUUUCAAAAUGUGUUGAAUAUUCAUACUCAACUUUAACUAGCUAUUCUAGCAUGAGCUAAUGUUACUUUUGGUGGAGGAACUAAAUUAUUUUAUGCAUUUUAGUCAACAUUGUUGUCAGUGGCAUUGUGGGUAAUUGCCGCUCAGUAGCGUCUCAGAAAGUAUCUAUCCAAGGCAGGUACUUUCUGAGCCGCUACCUGAGCCGCUAACCGGUGAAUUUGGGUGGAUCCUUAGUGAAAAAAACUGAAAAAUGCCAAGUUGUGUUUUUGCACUUGUUUUUAAUCUAAUGAAUGCAUAAUUGUAGCAACUAUAAUUACAGGUGUAUUCACCGAUCAACAACAGCACGAGUUCCUGAGGUAAACCUGUACAUCACUGCAGCAGAAAUAAAAAGAUGAAAUGGUGGAAGUCAGCAAAGACAAGAUUUUUGGGAGGUGUUCACUUACUCUUAAAGGACAAAAUUUAGUUUCAAAUAAAAUACAUUUGACCCAAAGCACUUAACUCCUAGUCCACUAAUUAGAUUUCUACAGCCAUAAUCAAGACAGUGUGAAGACAAUGAGACAUUUUGCCCUCCUCAUGCAUGUAAAUAAUGAGGACAGAAAAUGAGGAAGACCACCUAAUAUAUUGUAGUCAAAUGGACUCGUCUCUCGGCUCGGUGUCUUCCUGCUGCCCUCGGUAUUAGCAGGCAGUAGUAAUAUCACCUUGUAGCUGCUGCCUUUGAGGAUUGUUUGAAAUGCCCUGUGGCA
Centropristis striata (black sea bass) is the source of this 2056-nucleotide messenger RNA. It is a transcript of the gene serhl, whose product is annotated as serine hydrolase like. The transcript is spliced from 12 exons. Lineage: Eukaryota; Metazoa; Chordata; Actinopteri; Perciformes; Serranidae. Bases 281 to 1264 code for a protein of 327 amino acids. The record is from RefSeq and is a predicted model, not a curated record.